AUGCAGAAUCGAUUUCGCACAUUAUUCGAUACGUUAUGCCAGGCACGCGUAGCAACUUCUCCAUCUGCAGCAGACGUGAUUCAGCAUCGCUUGCAACAAUACAAACCGGAUUUCCUUCGUUUGCUUGACGAUCUCCCAAAGAACGCUCAAGAUCGCACUGAACUUCAGUCUGGCAAGGCAACGAUCAACGGUACAGUGCACAAGGUCAAUGAGGAAUUCGUCAAGCAGAGCAUCUUUUUGUCCGAUCAGCUCGGUAUCAAUGAGAAUGUUGCAGCAGAGCUUAUCAUGAAGGGGAUGAUCGAAGCACCACGCGUCAACAGUACAUCGGUGGAUACAGCUAUCGUGGAAUAUUACAAUGAACGAGGAUACAUCUUGCAAUGUCUCGAGAUGAUGGUGACUUGCUGCAAGGACGCUUCAGCCAACAAGGAUGUUCAAUUUGUAUUCGCUCAGUUCAUUUCUGAUAUCAUGCAAGAUCGCACCUCUGGCAACAAAUCCUUUGUAUCAAAAGUGUUGACUACCAUCAAAGAUCUCAGCACAGCAAUCACCAAUCUUAAGAAUGCUGGAUCGAUUCAAUUACCACAGCAACAACAACAACAACAGCAACAACAACAGCAACCGCAGCUAGCACAGAAUACAGCCGAUACGGGUGGACGAUUGGGAGAAUACAUCAUGGCUUUACGGAUAGAGCGAUUGGAAGAAGAGCGUAUCACCUUGGCACAGAUUCUUUAUCAUCUCACAUCCAUGCACUGGAUCGAUCCACAAGAUGUUAUGGCAAUCGAAGAGAUCUUGGAGCAAGCACAAUUGACGGAUGUAGCUACUUCCUAUUUAUUGCUCUCGUUGUUGGGUGCACUUUCGAUCACGGAUCACUUGAAUUACAACAUGCAUGUGACACCACCUCUUUACAACAAUGCCGAUUUCAUGAGUCGAUUCCAGAACAAAAUGACUGGUUCUCUUUGGAAGGUCCCAGCAAUCAAAUCAGUUGUUGUUCUUCAAUGGGUGCUGUUUUUAUAUCGAGCAGUUCAAGAGGAUCAGAGUGUGGAAGGACGAUUACCAGCCAAGGAAGAACAAUUGGAAGAGCUUGUGGAAGGUGCUAUCAAUUCCAAGGCAUUCGAAUUCAUGAACGAUUACUUGCUCUAUUUCCAACAGCCCAAUGCUAGUAUUGAGACACAACGAGGCAUGCUCAAGGCAUCCGUUUACGAGGACACGAAUAUGAUUCUUGAUGGUCUUAUGGUGGAUCCAAGUGAUUAUACCAAGUUCAAUGCCAAGAUUCGAGGCGAGUUUCAGACAUUUGUUGUUCAUGAGAUUGAGCAAUUGGCUGUUGAUUUCAUUGAGAAUCUACAAGGCGUGUUACGCAAGUUGAAAUACAAGGAGGAGGAUACGAGCACACCAGCACAUGCACCAUUAUCAACGAGGAAUGCACUUGCCAGCACUGAAGAGGAUAGCAGCAAAUGUCAUGACUUGGAAUCCUUUAUGGAGUUAUUAGCCAGCAUUUAUCGUGGUCGAGUCAACAUGGGAUGGAAAUUCUGGACGCGAACCGAUAGUCGGUUGUUUGGAUUUAUCAAGUGGGCGACGGAUAUCAAGGUGUCAGGAACAGUACGCGCAUGUUACAGCUUUCUUGCAUCUAUUUCCACUGGCGAUGUGUGUGCUCCUCGUGCAUUCAAUCAUCUUGCGACAGGCACCAACACGAAUGAUCUUGCCAUGAGUAGCUUGUUUUCAUGGGGCAAACUCUUUGCUGCUAUCCAAUUUUACGUUCCUUUACUCCGCAACACAUCCAAAGACGCACCUGCUGCUUUCCCUGCUGAUGAAGAGGAGCUGCUCAAACAAUUUUUACACUUACUCAAGCAAGUGGUACAAUAUUCUAUGGAAGCUCGCAAGGCUCUUUGGUUCGACACUUUGCUACGUGCCCCUCAAUCGAUCUUUGAAAUGAUCAGCUGUGAUACCUCUGUCGAGUUACGUGCAGCCUUGUUUGAUGUUUUGGCAGCCUUUUGCUCUCCAUGGGGUGGUGGCGUGGAAGGUGUAGGAAGAAGCAUUUCCGAAUUGGUAUGGGAGGCUCUUGAUACCAAUGGCUUUCUUGUUUCCAAGCGUGAACCGGUUCAGGGACAACAAGAACUUGGUGAUCAACGACCAGCUAUGCAACGAUUGGAAGCACCCAAACCACCAGGCUUUUUACGUGAACUUGCUAUGGAACGCAACAACAAGGUGUAUCCCGAGACGCUUGCUUUGCUCAACUUGAUUGGAUCAGCUAUUCACACCGUAUCCAAGCGAGAGGAGCUUCUCAAUGGAUUCCAAUACAUGCCAUCUACUAUUCCAUGGGAUCUCGGCAAAGGCACUCGUACACCAGGCGCUGAACCUUUCAUUUCAUUGGUGAUUGACCACAUUUUUAUUGGAUUGGAAUCACAAGAGUAUAUCUACCCUGGCAGCAAAUGGCAAUUGAGUGAAGCAUGCUUGAAGAUUUUGGAGAACAGCAUUCGAUCAUUCAACUUGAGACCAUUGCGACAGGCGUUAUCUCAAUAUCGAAAUCUUCCAGCCAAUCAUCCACAAAGUCGUGCUGCAGCUCAAGGCUCUUUGGAACAUUUGUUGCUCAUGUAUCUUGGACACCCUGGUUUCACGGUUAUUGUUCGACUCCUAUCGGGUCAUCGUUUGGUGAACGAGAUGCUCAAGAUUGUGGAGGCAGGACCUGAUGGUAUCAUGGCCAAGAAGGAAACUUCACCCUAUUUUGUACAAUGCGUUAUCCGAUGUCUUCGAAUCAUCCAUCAAGUAUUGGAGUUACAAGAUACGUUCUGCAAUAUGCUUGUACCAAGUGUCACUGGAUUAUCGAGCAGGAUGGCUUCUUCAGAAUUCAAGAUUGGAGAUGUGGUAUUCCCUCCCAUGCCAUCAUUGGUAUCUUUUGGCCAAACCAUGUUGUAUCACGCCAAUGCACUUGUUCAACUUGGGUUGCUUGUCAAUUGCGAGGAUCAGGAGGAAAUUUGUUAUCUCAGCACUAAGAUUUUGAAUGCUCUUUCAACAGAGCCUCUUGACAGCAAUGUUGCACGAUCGGGUGGCAAUAUUCAUGCAGCAAUGGGUGGUAUCGGCACCAAGCUUACCAAGGUGUUACGUGGAUGCAAGGAUGAAACACGCAUUUUGUAUGGCAUCAGUGAGCGAUUGGGAAUUGAUGAUGAGGAAACCACCACGCCUGAGGAUUAUGAAUACGAUAUCAACAACAUUCCAUUUUGGUGUGCAUCCAAGACACUCGAUGAUAAGUUCUCUUUCGAUUCGGACUUUCAGCCAUCCAUGGCUUGCUCAGUACGCUUGGCACUUGUCGAUCUCUUACUCAAUAAUUCUAUGCUCGACAAACCAUCACCAUCCCUCGUUGAUUUCAUUUUCGGCUACAGCGAAUCAGCUUCUGAUAUCAAUAUCGCACUCCAACGUAUGAGAAACGAUGUCGAUUUACGCAUUUGCUUCCAAUCAUUCAUGAAUCUCAUCAACCGUGGCAUUAUUCGACACGACGAUAGCAGCGAUGUACGACCACCUCUUGUCGCCACACAUCCUGUAUUGGCAGAAAAAUGCUACAAGCUCAUUUAUCGAGUAUGCACCAAAGAAUCAACAUCUUCGUCGACGAUGCGAUAUUUACGAGGCAAUGAAGAUUUCUUUUAUCGACAUUUGGAAGCAAUGCCCGCUCGAUUGGAGAAUUAUCAUGACAUUGUUUCACCUGUUUUCCCUGGUGUAUUGGUUAGCUUGGAUGGUUCUCGUUCGCGGAUGGAUUUCUUCUCAGUUUGCUCGCAGCUACAUCAACGUGCCUGGUUGCUCAAAUCGGUUGCAUUGGAAUUACACAUUAUGGCUGGUUCGCAUCAGAAAUCCGAUAUCAAGCGAUUGCUCGAGUUGUUAUAUGGACGACAUGAUGAUACACAUGCCGAUGAGAUGGUCGAAGAUACAGAUAGAGAAAGCGUCAACAUUUUCGCCAUGGGCACACACCGUUUCCAGCAACCCCUCGUCAAGAUGCUUGAAGUGCUCAGCUCUUUGGAAUUUGAAUGGAUCGAUGAUUUGGCAGAUGGUUCGAAUGUGGGCGAGCUUGUUCACUUUAAGGGAUUUGACUACAAGCAAUACGAGAUCCAAAACGAACGCGAUUGUUCAGUCUUUGAUAUUCGUUCGAUUUAUCAAGUAUUACGCCAAGCUGAACGUCAAAAACAAGAUUCAGGGGAGCUUGCCAACGAUCAGCAGCGUCUGGAGCUGGAGAAUGAGAUGGGUCGUAUUCUCAAGGUACUCAUGGCGGAGAAUCACAAGCGAGAAAUUGCCCAGGGCAAGUUGCAUUGUCUUCGCGCUUGGAAGCAAGUUGUUCAAGUGACACUUUCAGAAUGUUUUGAUUUAUUCCCCUUCGAGACACGAGAAAAGAUCAUCUACGACUUGUUGUUGAAGUUAUUGGCCAAGAUCAAGGAGGCAUCUGGAACGGAGCCCGAUAUUCUCAAAGGCUUUAGCGAGGUGAUCUUGACAUUGUUGACACGUUUACGAGAGGACAAGCUGCGACAAGAGAUCUUGGAAGCAUCACCCAGCCCUUCAACCAAUGUCGAAUCUUCACGACUCCCAGAAGAGAAGCUGCGUGUUAUUUUCAGUGGUAUCAUUGAUUGCAUACGAGAGGACAAUACAUUGGUCAGAAUGCGUGGUGACAUGUAUACAGCUCUGGUCAACUUUUUACACUACGUCAGCCAUAACAGCAGCAAGGGCAGCAGCAUCCAAAGCCAAUUUGUCAACAUCAUUUCAGCCAACGAGAAGUUCUUAACGAUCUUAUGUGCUGAUGCAAGCGAUGGUGUGGAUGUAUGGAAGACGACAGCUUAUAUCCUACUCGAUGCAUUAUACGUCAUGUCGACCAAGGCCAGCAACGAAGCCAUUCUCGCAUUUUUGGUCAAGAAGAACUUUUUACGAUACAGCAUUGAUAUGAUCCGAAGAGACGAUGUUGCACUUUUGAAUCUUUUGGAGCAGAGUGAUGCUUCUAUGGUGCCAUUAUAUAUCUACGAAGCCAAGAUGUCAUUAUUCCUUCGAUUAUCGCUUUGCAAACAAGGAGCCAAGCUCUUGAUUGAGAAUCGUAUUGUUGAUGUGUUGAGCCAUUGUCAAUUCAUCGGUGCACGUCCUGAGGCAGCCCCUUAUAACAAUGAUCGCAUGCAGACCGAAGUUAAUUUCAACGAGCGAUAUGAUCGCCUCAUUAUGCCAGCGCUCAAGCUCAUCUCCGCUGUAUUAUGUACUUUGGGACGUUCCAAUGGUGUGGUAAUCGAUAAGGUUGAAAGUUGGUGCCGCAUGCAGCAAGAAGCCGUGCUUUUCAUUCUCAAGGACGAGCAUCAGCAAACCACGCUAUCUUCUUUGGCACAAUUGAAGCAUAUCACAUCCAUCCUAUAUCACUUGAGCAGUCGCCCUGGCUUUUUUGAUGAUUUGGUAAAUCGACGUAUGAGCCAUCUUCACACAGCUAUGGUGCAUCUCAUUGCAAAGUACCUGGUUCCUCAAAACUUAUCUGCCAAGGUUGUGCCGAGCACUGACGAGGAGAAGCAAUGGGCACAGAAAAAGGUCAACAAUGAUGCAUCCGUCUUGUCAACAAAGGCCGCAGAUACAAUCUUGUCGAUCCAAAUGAGCCUUGCAGCUUAUGCCCAAAAUGCAGCUUUCACAACUGAUGAUCAAUGCAACAACUCUUUCAAGCCUCUCUUUAGCAGCACACUUGCUUCGACCAGCGACAGCGGUGCAUCGGUUACUAGGAAUGCUUCUUUAAAAACGCCAUCUUUAUCCACCCUGACAUCUUGCAUUCGUCAAACCACAAGCAGCUUAUAUACGGCAGCAGCGGAGAGGAAACGAUUUGAGACACAAAAGAACAAUGUUGGCUCUAUCAAAUUGGAAGAAGUUCGGGAAUUGGCACAAACAGCUUUUCCUCAAACCUUGAGCAUCCAUUUUGAUCAUUUGGGACCUUCUCAACAACAACAGGUGCUGAUCGCUGAAUUGGACAAACGUAGCAAACUGAAAGCGAAGCAGAUGCGUCAUCUUGUCUUCUUAUUGGAAAAUGUUUUGCUGGUACUUUGGCGACAUUUAGAAUACUAUAUGCAAUCUACGGCGAUAUCACAAACGACAGCUGUACAACCCCUCGACUUGUAUUCCAGCCAAAGCUUUGCAGUAUCAAGUCAAACAGCCAUGUUUCAACCUUCUAUGGCUAUCGCCAGCAACCUGAAAACAUCAUCCACGACAACGCUCAUGCCUUUGUUGAAGAAACUUGAGACUUUAAAUAACGAUAUACCUGAAUUGCAAGCAUCGGCAAGCUCUGUCCAUGGACUUUGUACACGAAUUAACAAGAUCAUAGCUUAG
This is a messenger RNA of Lichtheimia ornata, 6312 nucleotides long. RefSeq lists its product as uncharacterized. The coding region runs from base 1 to 6312 and encodes 2103 amino acids. Gene Ontology annotation, cellular component: nuclear pore; nuclear pore inner ring. Gene Ontology annotation, molecular function: structural constituent of nuclear pore. Lineage: Eukaryota; Fungi; Mucoromycota; Mucoromycetes; Mucorales; Lichtheimiaceae. The transcript is spliced from 10 exons. Gene Ontology annotation, biological process: nuclear pore organization. The record is from RefSeq and is a predicted model, not a curated record.